Molecule: messenger RNA, 754 nt
Organism: Aplosporella prunicola CBS 121167
Lineage: Eukaryota; Fungi; Ascomycota; Dothideomycetes; Botryosphaeriales; Aplosporellaceae
Exons: 1
Coding region: 147-605 (152 amino acids)
Source: RefSeq, a predicted model, not a curated record
ACAUUUCAAGGGUCCAGGCACCCAGGGUGAAUCAUCUGGCUGCUCGGAUCAAGAGGAGGUUGAAGCUUCGGAGCGCGGAUCACGAAUGAUGACAGUGACAGAGGGAGGUGCAGCUGCCCGGAGUACAGCAGCGCGACACGUCUCAUAUGAUUAUUAUCAAGGACGGCGUGAGGCUGCAAGCGCGACUGGCGCGGCACGGCACGGCGACGCUUGACGGAAAAGGCUCCGCACGUGCAAUUGUUUCUUUUAUUUCAUUUUGCUUUGAGCCGGCACGGGGGCCCAGCAAUGACGCUAGAGGCCAAAUCUUGGUAGAAGACCUGGCGGGCGAUCCUCAAGGGCAGAAGCAAGAUAUGCCGCGGCUCCCUGGCGACAAUCAAGAGGAAGAGUCGCAAGAUCUCGCAGCAGGAGCGGCCCCGUGGGAUUUCGGCUCAUCAAUCAAACCGAAACGGGCACGUCAUGCCGCGACGAUGAUGAAAGAGUGCAUGGCCGGGGAGAGCACAGUCGGUCCGAGCAGCGAGCUUCUGCCAGCCACCAGGGCCGGAAGCGUCAUUGUCCUCUCCGCACGCAUGGCUGGGGUGGGAGGAAUUUUAGGCUUGCGCGAUUAGCCGGCCGUGGGGAGGGAGAGUGAGGCAGCAAGCAAGCAACAGCAGCAGCAGGCAGCGGGACAUGGGGGUGGACAAGCAGGCAAAAAAGCAAGUACACCACCUACCCGCUGAUGCACCAUGUCGUCGGCAGACGUCAUGGCCCAAACGGC